Cetraspora pellucida is the source of this 641-nucleotide messenger RNA. The record is from the annotation of a GenBank genome assembly. NCBI's taxonomy places the organism in Eukaryota, Fungi, Glomeromycota, Glomeromycetes, Diversisporales, Gigasporaceae.
CCUUGAAACUGUCGAUCAAAAGGGAAUCCUGUUAAGUACUGAAUGGGAAUUAACCAGACGUCGAAUGAUUAAGUUACUUGAAUUUCCGGUCAAACAAAAUAUUAAAGGUGCAGAAAAAUAUUUAAAUUCAUUAGAAAACUUUUUUAUUUUUAUUGAUGCUUACAUCAAAGCUAAAAUCGAAGAAAUUGAAAGCUCUGAAGAAUUUUUACAAAUUAAUCUGCAAGAAGAGUUAUCGAAAAGUAAAAAGGAACGACUUGAACAAAUUAUUAAAAAUUACAAAUCAAAUCUUGAUUCAAAAAAUGAUGAUGAGAUUAGACUUCAAUUGAUCGAAAAUCUUAUCAAUACCAAACUUUGGAUGAUGAUAUAUUUGGAAAAUUAUCUUGGUGCUUACGAAUAUUGGUCACUUUCAAAAUCGGCAAUAAAACUUUCUGUUAUUAAACAAUUUCGUGAUUAUCAAAAGGAUAUGCACAAAAUUUGUCAAGAAUUAAUAGAUGCUCUCGAACAAUCUGUCAUAAUCGAAAUUCCAUUGAAUUGCGAGUUAUUGUCGGAUUAUGCUCAUUUAAAACUUCACGCAUUUAGAGUGUAUUUAGAAGGAGUUGGAUCAGAAAAUGAUAUAAUCAGUCUUCAUAUUAGUAAUACAG